AUGGGGCGUUUUUAUUUACCUGUUGUUCUGGGGCUGUGUUUAAUUGGGGAAAUUCAAACAGCAGGAUACAUUGGGAAGCGUCCAGCAUCACAGGGACAGUGUCACUACCAAAACAUCAAUUCUGCCCACUUCAGCUACGACAGAAAUGACUGUGAGGGUCCAUCUAAAUGGUGCGAGGUACACGAAUGUUGGUCGACUUGUGGGUCGGAACACAGGCAGUCUCCAAUAAACAUUGACACCCAUCAAGCUAAGAGAGAAUAUUUUGAUAACAUUCAGUUGUGGAACAAGCAUAAAAGAGUUCCUGCAAUCAUUUCUAAUAAUGGACACUCUCCCCACUUUGAUGUUCACGUAGACAAAGUUAGCUGGUUCAACAAUAUUAUCUUGACCAAUGUUCCCUACAGGGGAAACAAGCAGUUCAUCUUUGCACAGCUUCAUAUCCAUGUUGGGAAGCAGAGGGAGACAGAUACAAGAACCAAAAAUCGCGACCUCUCAGGUUCAAAAGUGAACAACCACGAAGGAUCGGAACACAGCAUCGAUAACAAAUUCUAUCCUAUGGAGGUGAAAGAUGAUGAUAAUGAUGAUGAUGAUGAUGAUGAUGAUGACCGUGAUGAUGAUAAUGACGAGAAAGAAGGGGAUGAAGAAACAGAGGACGAAUAUAAUGAUGAAAAAGAGGAUGGUCGGAAGGAUCGAAGGUACACGUACAGCCGUGAUUGUUCAUCAAACAAUGAAGAUAAAAAUGAAGAUGAGUACAGUAAAAAGUGUUAUAAUGGACAUUCAAAGUGCAAGGUGAGAUUUGCAAAAACCUUAAGUUAUCUCAUGGAAAAAUACUACGAGGAAAUUCGGGAACAUAAUCCGAUUGCGCCAGAAGAUUUCAUAAAAGAGGAUUCUGAUUAUCCCUUGUAUGAGUGUGGAGACACGCCAGAUUUAGACUUCUUCUACAGUAAUUGUAUGAAGAAUAACCCUGACCUUGAGGAGCAUGUGCAGGUGGAUUGUGGGAUUUCACCAACAGAUGUCCUUCCAUAUGAUCAAAGGUUCUACACGUACGCUGGGUCUUUGACCACACCGCCAUGUUACGAAACUGUUCAAUGGAUUGUCUUCAAAUGUCCAAUUAAAGUGUCGAAAAGAGCAUUCGAGAACUUAAAGUUGGUUAAGGAUUCCCACAACGACCCUCUUCAAACGUAUGGUGUACGGAGACCACUUCAGAGAAAUCAUAUAAAUAUCAGCAAAAACUUCUGAGCUAUAUUUCAUUCUGAGCAUUGUAUGUGAGAAAAGACAAUUUCUGUACAUGGUUUUGAAUGAUG
Messenger RNA from Saccostrea cuccullata (small rock oyster), 1301 nucleotides. RefSeq names its product nacrein-like protein. The coding region runs from base 1 to 1236 and encodes 411 amino acids. Lineage: Eukaryota; Metazoa; Mollusca; Bivalvia; Ostreida; Ostreidae. The record is from RefSeq and is a predicted model, not a curated record. Gene Ontology annotation, molecular function: zinc ion binding; carbonate dehydratase activity. The transcript is spliced from 9 exons.